AUGGCACCCUCCGGAACGGCCGCCCUCCAAGCAGCAGCCAUAGCCUCGGCAACAGCCUCCGCAUCAGUUGCUGGGGCGGCUGCACUAGCGCAAUCGUCGCCGAACUACCUCUAUCGACAGAAGCGCGAUUGGGAGAGGCCGACGGUGCUCUCGUCAGUUCUUCAACUAACCUACUUCCGCGUCACGUAGAAUACAAGCUGAUCAUGAAGGGUUUUCCUCGUCGCAGACGUUACUCCAUCCUAGGGUUCCUCUCCUCCGGAACCUACGGCCGCGUAUACAAAGCCCGCAUCCGCAAGCACUCGUCCGACUCGAGUCCCGCCGGAUUGAUCGGUACACCUUCCGCCAACACGCCCGGUAAAAAGCUCAAGUUGGCCAAGGACGACGGGAAUGACGAUGAGGGGGAAUUGGUCGCGAUCAAAAAGUUCAAGCCGGAUAAGGAAGGCGAAGCGGUCACCUAUACGGGCAUCAGUCAGUCCGCUUGUAGGGAGAUCAUGGUCAGUUCUUCUGGGUCGGAUGGUGGGUAGUUGGUGUAUGAUGUCUAAUCUUUGUCGUGCAACUCAACGACGUGCCCUGAAUGACGCAUCAGAUCAACCGAGAAAUCUCACACGAGCACGUGACGGCGCUGAGGGAGGUCAUGCUCGAGGAGAAGAGCAUCUACCUCGUCUUUGAAUACGCAGAACAUGACUUUCUGGUACGCUUUGCAAACUGAUUGUCGAUGUUCGUACGCUGAUAACCCCCUCAUGCUCGACUCUGGUCUCCCCCCACAGCAAAUCAUCCACCACCACUCCUCGACACGAACGGGGAUCCCCACCCUCGUCCUCAAAUCGCUCCUAUGGCAACUCACCAACGGCGUCUCGUACCUCCACGACAAUUGGAUCAUCCACCGCGAUCUCAAACCGGCCAACAUCCUCGUCACUUCAAGUGGGCAGGUCAAGAUUGGCGAUCUAGGACUCGCGAGGUUGUACCAAGAGCCUCUGCAGCCGUUGUAUACGAGCGACAAGGUGGGUCGACGAAACACGAUGAGAUAUGAUCCGAUCGAAAAGACCAUCACUAAUCGGGUGGCUCGUCGUCCCUCCUUAGAUCGUCGUCACGGUAUGGUAUCGAUCACCCGAACUUCUCCUCGGCGCCCGUCACUACACCCCUUCGAUCGACCUCUGGUCCCUAGGAUGCAUAUUCGGGGAACUGUUGGCCUUGAGACCCAUGUUCAAAGGUGAAGAAGCCAAAGUCGAGAUUGGCGCUGGGAAGAAGGGAGGCGUGCCGUUUCAGAAGGAUCAGAUGACGAGGGUUAUUGAGGUGUUGGGGUCGAUUGAACGUUAGUAUUCGGAUGGCUGUUGAGGAUAUGCGGUACAGGGAUGGUUUGCUCACGGUGGAUGUUUGUGCUCGAGUUCACAGGUCAACAAUGGCCCACCGUGACCCAUCUACCAGAAUACAGUCAACUCGCCCGACUUGAUCGGUAAGCAGCAUCGUCUGAACCCCACUUAACAACCCCAGCUCACGCCUCUCUCUUUCACCCCACAGCCACAGCGACACUUUAGAACAAUGGCUUUCCGCCCGAAUAGUUCGCGGCGGUCCGAUACCGGACCAACAAGCCUUCAACCUCCUUCGCAAUUUCCUCAUCUACGAUCCAUCGAAACGAAUUACCGCUAGACAGGCGCUCGUUCAUGCUUGGUGGGGGGUCCAACCUAUACCUUGUGCGAAGUGAGUCAAAGCCCUUCCCAAGAUCUAAUUCGCACCCGUGCUCAUCCUUAUCUCCCCCUCAUCCCUCUCGUAGCGCCUUCAUCGGACUCCCUCCUGGUGUUUCUUACCCCAUGCGACGCGUCACGCACGACGAAUCAGAUCCCAAACUAUCCUCCCAAGGUGUACAAAAAACGGCUCCUUUCGUAGGUGGAAAUAGUACCGGUGUCGGCAGCGCCGCGGCGUUGCAACAACAACAACAGCAGCAACAACAACAGAGGGUGGGGAAGAGGAGUCGGUUGGAUGCUUAG
Messenger RNA from Microbotryum saponariae, 1985 nucleotides. NCBI's taxonomy places the organism in Eukaryota, Fungi, Basidiomycota, Microbotryomycetes, Microbotryales, Microbotryaceae. The record is from the annotation of a GenBank genome assembly.